Molecule: messenger RNA, 4701 nt
Organism: Colias croceus (clouded yellow)
Lineage: Eukaryota; Metazoa; Arthropoda; Insecta; Lepidoptera; Pieridae
Gene: Fbl6
Exons: 10
Coding region: 684-4655 (1323 amino acids)
Cellular component (GO): SCF ubiquitin ligase complex
Molecular function (GO): protein binding
Source: RefSeq, a predicted model, not a curated record
AAGAACGUCUAAAUUUCGUACAAAUUUCGAAAAAUAAGCAAUUUGCCAUAAUUUUUCUUUUUCAAAAUAUAGGUGUUUUAUAUCUAUAAUUCCACCAUUCCUUAUUGUUAUAUUAAUGAAGUGAAGUGUGUUAAUUUUAAAUACGACGUCUUUACAAGGAUGUCAUUUAAUAAUUGAUAUACACAGAGAACAACUCAAGAACAACCUUUGUGACAAUGUCUGCAUCUGUUGACUAAAAUUUGAAACCUAAUAAGCUUUUAACAAGGUCAACUGUUUUCAUCAACUUUUAGUCGUCUCAAAUAUUUUAUUAUCAGUACAUAUUCUUCAAUUUGUGUGUUCAUCGUCACAUUAAUAUAGAUAAUAGUGUUUGUGUCCGCGAAAAUGGUCUAUACUUUGUUUUUCGCAAUCACAACGUUACAUGAACAUGGAUGACCUAAAAUGCGAAUACGUAAAGAAAAAAAGAUGCUUUUUAUUAAAUCCAGAAGUGCUAAUUGAAAAAUGUAAUGAUGAAAAAAACAUCGAGUGUCCACAAUCAAACAUAAUAAGAUUAUCAUUUAUGAGUAAGUGUUACAGUAUCAAAAGUGAAAAUGUGAUGUGUCAAACUGAUUGUUUACCUCACGACAGACAGGUGACGGUGAGCGUUUUAUAGAAGUGGUUUGGAAGGGCGGCGGGAGGCGGGCGGUAUGUCGGGCCAUUCCAGUCCCCUCAACGGCGGCUAUGAUGCUGCUGAGCCUGCCAUGAGACUUUCGGUCCGCAAGGAUCUCUUCCCGGAUGAGCGCCUGCCCAAAAUUGUCACCAAUUCUGACUCUGAUAAUGAGCAAGAUCAGCUCGAAGACUACUCCUGCGUUAAGCUGGAAACUGACUUCGAGCAAAGCAUAGAUGAUAUAGCAAAUCAGAAAAUGCAGGUUGUGAACGGAAUCAUGCCGAGUGCUCCACGAUCCCGUCAUAAAAAGCACAAACAGCGGUCAAGACGUGAUUCUGAUCAAUCCACUUUAAAUGGUUAUCUUCCUUCCGAGCGCAAAAGGAAAAAACAUUCUCGUAGUUCUCGCAGCCGGACCCAUAAGAGUAACAGUGUUGUCUCAAAAAUUAAAGGUGGUAAAAAUUUGAACUUAGUAAGUAGUAGUGAGUGUCAAGAAGAUGAAGAUGAAGAGGACUCAGAUGCUGAAAGUGAAAGUUCAGAGGAUGAAGUGCUACAAAGUAGUGUUAAGUUGAAAUUUUUGCCAAGGCAAAGUGGGAAACCUUACAGUCAUGAACUUAGUCAAUUAUCUACGAAAAAGAAAUCUAAAGACUCCUCAAAAGAGCAAAGGACUCAUGUAGUUAUCCCUUGUAGUGGUAAGCCUAGAUCCAUGCUAGGUCUGUGUAGUUCGCGUAGCAAAAAGAAAUCUAAGAAGCCUGAUCGUACACCCACAUAUCGAAGCCAGAUAGUGGAUUCAAGUACUAAAUUAAAGAUUAAGAUAAAAAGGACGGGUAUUGAAGAGGCAGUAAGCAUAGUGGCUCCAACACCUACAAUUAUAGCAGAUAUAGUUCCGAGGAAGUCGAAGAAGAAGCGAGCUGCUUCCCCCGCGCCUAGUGUCAGUUCUGGUGAAGAAUAUGAUCCCACUAGAGGUGAUACUGCAGCCGCUAUGAGUGUCGCAGCACCUAAACCGCGACAGUCGCGGCAAAAAGCUCCUCGUAAAUCUAAUAACAAUACAAAAAGUAAAGCUCAAAAGACUGAAAAAAGUAGAAGUAGUGCAGCUGAGAGUAGAGAUGCAGGGCCCCAAAGCCCUUGGGCAACUUCUAUGCCGGAAGAAAUUCUAACAAAAAUAUUUGAAUAUGUAGUCAUACAACAAGGCACACUCCCUGCUAUAGUUAGAUUGAGUAGCGUAUGUAAAUUUUGGCAUAGCGUAAGUUGUAAGCCUGAAUUUUGGAGAAACGUCGACCUUGCACAAUACACUGUAGAUAAAUGUAAAACUGAUUAUAAACUUGUGUGGCUACUGGAAAAUCGACUGUCACAAUGUCAAAGUUUAAAUAUUGCUCAAUGGGAUGUAUGUAAUGUGACAUGGGUGCUGACAUGUUUGGUGGACUAUUGUCCCGAUUUAGUGGAACUCGGAGUUGCUGGAUGGAGUCGAAUCACUCCUGAACAAUUGUUUGACAUGAUUCAAGGGCUGCCGAAGUUGCAAAGGAUUGAUUUAUCGUCUUUGUCAGAAUUAGGCAGUUCAAGUACAUGUUUAUCGGCGGCUUCAGUGGCGCGGAUUAUGGAAAAUUUCGGAAACCGCCUAACUCAUCUCACUCUAGCCAAUAACAAGUUUUCAGCUUUACAGCAAACAUUGACUUCAGUAGCGACGUACUGUCCGAAUUUGGAAGUACUGGAUAUAUCAGGAGCACUGGCCACAUCUCACCCCGCUGCAGUUCCCUUAGAGGCUUUACAGAAAGGUUGUCCCAAAUUGAGAGUGUUUCGAGCUGCUAAUGCGCAGCUUGUUCUUGCUAAUGCUACCACGUCUCAACAGAUGGAGGCGGGCGGGUGGGCGCAGCUGGAGGAGCUGUCGAUCGCGGGCGGCGCGGCGGCGGAGCGCACGCAGGUGGGCGAGUACCGGUUCGGCGAGGAGGCGCUGGCGCGGCUCGUGCGCGGCGCCACGCGCCUGCGCCUGCUCGACCUGCGCGGCCUGCACCGCCUCACCGACUCGGGGCUCGUGCGCGUGCCCGCCUGGGACCUGCAGCACCUCUUCCUCGGCGGUUGCAACGUGACGCGGCAACGCAACGCGUGCCUAGAGCUGAUCUGCGAGAAGUGGUCGCACAGCCUCAUCGAGCUGGACCUGUCGUGGGCCUCCGCCAACAAGGUGCUGGACGACGCGGUGGCCGCGCUGGCCGACGCAGCUACUAGCAAACUUAGAAUACUCAAUCUUUUCGGCUCGUCUGUAUCUUUGGAACCAGUAAAGAAAGUAUUGUUAAAGUGCUCCCAAUUAGAAUCGUUGAAUUUAAGCUUGUGUCGGGCUUUACCGCGAGGUAUGAAGCGGUUGUACACAGGCAAGGAACUUCAAGACUUGAAAGAUAGCUUCGACACCACUAAAGUGAAAAAAGAGGGCAAUAAAGAGCACGAAAAUAAAAAAGGCAAAAAGUCGUCCAAAGCAGAGUCCUCGAAAAGCGAGGACAAGAAAAUUGAGAACUCAGAUAGCGUUUCCGAAAGUUCUAGUGUUAAUUUAGAUAUCAAAUCUCCAGAGUCCAAGUCUUCCUCGUGUGUCUUUCAAGAGCCGCGUAGCGUGUCCGAUGCGUCCACUGUUAACGAUAAACUCGCAAAGCUUCUGUCGCCAAAGGAUUCCUCAGAUUUCGCUGUUGCCAUAAAUGAAGCGAAAUAUUCUUCAUCAAUUGCUAAACUGUCGAGCCCGCUCGCACAAUCGAAACCUGAUUCAUCCUGUACCCCAAGAUCGGACCCGUUGAAAGCCGAGUUAGGUAGUCCACAUUAUAGUCCCGUCCAAAAACCAGAUAGCCAAGUUCCGAGUAGUCCCGACGUUCAAUCAGAAUUAGUUAAAACGAAUAGUUCUUGGAAUAUAGGCCCAUUCAAAAGAACACCAAAUCAUAAGUCUGAAGCGAGCCCUCUUAAUAGAUUAGAAAGUCACAAUAAAAUUAAACAAGCGAAAGUCAUAGAGCAAUGUAGCCCUACGACUUCGCUAGAAAAUAAACGAAGUCCCGAAACGUUAGGUGUUAAACCGGAUAUCAAGAAUCCAAAUAGUUGGAAUUACGGCAGCUACAGUCCUAUGCCUAGACAAGAUAAUCAAUUUUCGUCACAAAGAAGUCCCUACUCGGCACAACCGAGUCCCGCUCAACCUAGCCCUUACUCGACCCAGCCGAGCCCUUACUCGACGCAACCUAGCCCGUAUUCCUCGCAACCCAGUCCGUAUUCGGCUCAACCGAGUCCAGACACGAGCCAAAUGGUAAAAACUGACCUUCAAAAGUCAAACGCGUGGAAUACGGGUAAUUUCAGUCCCCUACCUAAACAUCACGCGCCUUUUUCUCCUCACCCUUCGACACACAACAGUCCAGAUCCCGGUCUAGGAGUUAAAAAUGAAAAUCUCAGAAGCAACCCGAACAAAACGCCCGGGCAAUACAGUCCCAUGUCGAGACCGCAGCACCACAGCCCCUACUCGCCGCGGCCGAGCGUGGACAACAGCUACAGUAACAAAAAGAGUCCCGUAGUGGCCGGCAAGUACAGCCCGAUGAUGCGCUCCGACUGCCACCUGCCGAGCCCGGACGGGGGACACGCCGCGCGCCCGCACAUCGCCGGCCGGGGCCAGGAGAUCUACGGCCGGGCCGUGACCAAAGCGCCGGAAGUCGUCCAGAACAUCCCACCGCCCGACAUGUCCAACUCGUGGGGCCUGGACAGGUUCAGCCAAAUGAGCACGCCGACGGCGGGCAUCGAGUCGCUCGUGUGGGGCAGCGCGCCGUUCGGGCAGGCGCGGCUGGACAGCGCGCCGCAGUGGGGGCCGGGCGCGCGGCGCGGCGACGCCGGCGACCCGUGGGCGCUGGGCCAGUUCCGCAUCGAGCCGCCGCACCAGCUGCACAACACGUUCGUGGAGCAGAGCGUCAGCUUCGACUCGCUGAGCGCGCACGUGGAGCAGCAGGCGCAGCUGCUGGCCGGCUACCUGGAGGACGGCUUCCCCGAGCCCUCGCGCGUGGACUGACGGCCCACCCCGCCGGCCCCGUGCCCGCCCGCCCUCCCCGCCAUCC